Molecule: messenger RNA, 3761 nt
Organism: Sorex fumeus (smoky shrew)
Lineage: Eukaryota; Metazoa; Chordata; Mammalia; Eulipotyphla; Soricidae
Gene: LRIG3
Product: leucine rich repeats and immunoglobulin like domains 3
Exons: 19
Coding region: 1-3348 (1115 amino acids)
Molecular function (GO): protein binding
Source: RefSeq, a predicted model, not a curated record
AUGGGCAGGCGGAGGCUGCGUGCGCCGGCCGCGGCGCUGGGGCUGCUGCUGUGCGCUGUGCUGGGGCGCGCCACGCCGGCCCAGGGCGGCCGGGUUGGGGACCACGGGGCUCCCGCCCAGCGCUUGUGCCCCGCUCCCUGCCGAUGCCUCGGGGACCUGCUGGACUGCAGUCACCAGCGACUGGCGCGCCUCCCCGAGCCGCUUCCCUCCUGGGUCGCCCAGCUGGACUUAAGUCACAACAAAUUGUCUUUUAUCAAGGCAAGUUCGAUGAGUCACCUUCACAACCUUCAAGAAGUGAAACUCAACAACAAUGAAUUAGAGACCAUUCCAAAUCUGGGACAAGUCUCGGCAAAUAUUACACUUCUUUCCUUAGCAGGAAACAGGAUUGUUGAAAUACUACCUGAACAUUUGAGGCAGUUUCAAUCCUUAGAAACUUUGGACCUGAGCAACAAUAAUAUUUCAGAACUGAAAACUUCAUUUCCACCCAUGCAUCUCAAAUAUCUGUAUAUCAACAGCAACCGAGUCACUUGGAUGGACCCUGGGUAUUUUGACAAUUUGGCCAACACCUUAGUGGUAUUGAAGCUGAAUAGGAACCGGAUAUCAGCUCUCCCACCCAAAAUGUUUAAACUGCCCCAGCUGCAGCACCUUGAGUUGAAUCGGAAUAAGAUUAAAAAUGUGGAUGGACUCACAUUCCAAGGCCUUGGAGCUCUGAAGUCUCUGAAAAUGCAAAGAAACGGAGUAACAAAACUUAUGGACGGGGCUUUUUGGGGACUGAGCAACAUGGAAAUCUUGCAGCUGGACCAUAACAACCUAACAGAGAUUACCAAGGGCUGGCUUUAUGGUUUGCUGAUGCUGCAGGAACUUCAUCUCAGCCAAAAUGCCAUCAACAGGAUCAGCCCUGAUGCCUGGGAGUUCUGCCAGAAACUCAGUGAGCUGGACCUAACUUUCAAUCACUUAUCCAGGUUAGAUGACUCAAGCUUCCUGGGCCUAAGCUUACUAAAUACACUGCACAUUGGGAACAACAAAGUCAGCUACAUUGCUGAUUGUGCCUUCCGGGGGCUUUCCAGUUUAAAGACUUUGGAUCUGAAGAACAAUGAAAUCUCCUGGACCAUUGAAGACAUGAAUGGUGCUUUCUCUGGACUUGACAAACUGAGGCGACUAAUACUACAGGGAAACCGCAUUCGAUCUAUUACCAAAAAAGCCUUCACUGGUUUGGAUGCAUUAGAACAUCUAGACCUGAGUGACAACGCGAUCAUGUCCUUACAAGGCAAUGCAUUUUCACAAAUGAAGAAACUUCAGCAAUUGCAUUUAAAUACAUCAAGCCUUUUGUGUGAUUGCCAACUAAAAUGGCUCCCACAGUGGGUGGCAGAAAACAACUUUCAAAGUUUUGUAAAUGCCAGUUGUGCCCAUCCUCAGCUGCUAAAAGGAAGAAGUAUUUUUGCUGUUAGCCCAGAUGGCUUUGUGUGUGAUGAUUUUCCUAAACCCCAGAUCACGGUUCAGCCAGAAACACAGUCGGCAAUCAAAGGCUCCAAUUUGAGCUUUAUCUGCUCAGCUGCCAGCAGCAGUGAUUCCCCAAUGACUUUCGCUUGGAAGAAAGACAAUGAACUAUUGCAUGAUGCUGAAAUGGAAAAUUAUGCACACCUCCGGGCCCAAGGUGGCGAGGUGAUGGAGUAUACCACCAUUCUCCGGCUACGCAAUGUGGAAUUUACCAGCGAAGGGAAAUAUCAGUGUGUCAUCUCCAAUCACUUUGGUUCAUCCUACUCUGUCAAAGCCAAGCUAACAGUAAAUAUGCUUCCUUCAUUCACCAAGACGCCGAUGGAUCUCACGAUUCGUGCUGGGGCCAUGGCUCGCUUGGAGUGUGCUGCCCUGGGCCACCCAGCCCCACAGAUAGCUUGGCAGAAAGAUGGGGGCACAGACUUCCCUGCAGCCAGGGAGAGACGCAUGCAUGUCAUGCCAGAGGAUGAUGUGUUCUUUAUUGUAGACGUGAAGAUCGAGGAUAUUGGCGUGUAUAGCUGCACAGCACAAAACAGUGCAGGCAGCAUUUCUGCAAAUGCAACUCUGACUGUUCUAGAAACGCCAUCAUUUCUGCGGCCCCUGUUAGACCGGACAGUCACCAAGGGAGAAACUGCCGUGCUGCAGUGCAUUGCUGGUGGCAGUCCCCCGCCACGACUGAACUGGACCAAGGAUGACAGUCCUUUGGCGGUCACGGAGAGGCACUUUUUUGCAGCCGGCAAUCAGUUGCUGAUCAUUGUGGAUGCCGACGUCAGCGAUGCUGGCAAAUACACAUGUGAAAUGUCCAAUACUCUGGGCACCGAAAGAGGCAACGUGCGCCUCAAUGUGAUCCCCACGCCCACCUGCGACUCCCCUCAGAUGACGGCCUCUUCGCUCAACGACGACGGCUGGGCCACUGUGGGCGUUGUGAUCAUCGCAGUGGUGUGCUGUGUGGUGGGCACGUCCCUCGUGUGGGUGGUCAUCAUCUACCACACGAGGCGAAGGAACGAGGAUUGCAGCAUCACCAACACAGAUGAGACCAACUUGCCAGCAGAUAUCCCGAGUUAUCUAUCAUCUCAAGGGACGUUAGCUGACAGGCAGGAUGGGUAUGUGUCCUCAGAAAGUGGAAGCCACCAUCAGUUUGUCACUUCCUCAGGAGGUGGAUUCUUCUUACCACAACAUGACAGUAAUGGAACAUGCCAUAUUGACAACAGCAGUGAAGCAGAUGUGGAAGCUACCAUGGAUCCAUUUCCAUGCUCCUAUUUGGGGCUCUCAGGCCCUGUGUAUCUGAAGGGGAAUGUCUAUGGCUCAGAUCCUUUAGAAGCUUACCAUACAGGCUGCAGUUCUGACCCAAGGACAGCUUUAAUGGAUCACUAUGAACCCAGUUACAUAAAGAAAAAGGAGUGCUACCCCUGCCUUCAUCCUUCAGAAGAGACAGGUGAACAGAGCGUUAGUGAGCUCGGAUGGCCCUCACAUGUCAGAAAGCUGAUCAGCUCUACUCACAUUCAAAACGAAGGACCUGGAAUGAAACCUUUGUGUCUAAACAAGUCCUCUUUAGAUUUCAGUCCAAGUCCAGAAUUAGCUUCAGUUACUCUGAGUAACUCUUUUAUGGGAACAUUUGGAAAGCCUCUGCGAAGACUGCACCUGGAUGCCUUUUCAAGCUUUGGACAGCCGUCAGAGUGUCAACCUAGAACCUUUUACAUGAAAGCUCAUUCUUCCCUGGACUUGGACUCUGAGUCAGAGGAAGAGAGGAAAGAAAGGACAGAAUUUCAGCAAGAAAAUCAUACAGGUGCCUAUAAACAGACCUUAGAAAACCACAGGACUCCAAAUUUUCAGUCUUAUGACUUGGACACAUAGACCGAAUGGAACCAAAGGAAAGUUCUAACAUACUACCUCAUGUGGACUUUUAUUUAAAAGAGAAUCCUAUGCUUUAAAAUGGAGUUAUGAAUUUCAAAAGGAAUAAAAAACUAUUUAUAUAAAUGGACUAAAAUUACAAAAGGUUACAAAAUUUUUAUACUGGGAUUAACUUUCAUAUAAGAGUACCUUUUAAAACUAUUUUAUAACUUGUGUGUUUCAUGAAAAGAGGUAUCUUAUGUAAAUUAAUGAUAUAAAUCCAUGAAUAUUUUAUGUAUUUUUAUAAUGCCAGAUUUCUUUUCAUUGAAAAUGAGUACUAAAGCAUUUUAAAUAAUAUCUGUGUUGUAUUUUUUUUGAUGAACAGAUUUUUUUAUUUUAUUACACACAUUUAAUAAAAUGUGUCAUUAUGAUAUUAA